Glossina fuscipes is the source of this 1765-nucleotide messenger RNA. Its product is annotated as glutamate receptor ionotropic, kainate 2-like. NCBI's taxonomy places the organism in Eukaryota, Metazoa, Arthropoda, Insecta, Diptera, Glossinidae. Gene Ontology annotation, cellular component: postsynaptic membrane; plasma membrane. The transcript has 5 exons. Gene Ontology annotation, biological process: monoatomic ion transport. The record is from RefSeq and is a predicted model, not a curated record. Gene Ontology annotation, molecular function: glutamate-gated receptor activity. Bases 488 to 1765 code for a protein of 425 amino acids.
CCCAUUCUAAGCAGUAUUCUUGUCUUUUAGGAUUAAAUAAAUACGCAAUAUUGUUAAACAGGUGUGUAAAUAGUUAGUGUUCAUUUAUUCUUCCUACAUAAAAAGAGAUAAACCUUGUUUUCCUCUCCUGUAAACUGGAUUUCAACGUAAUUUGAAUUUUGUUUCAUUUGAUAUUUCUAACCUUCUAAGAAAUGUUGAAUACGCUAAAAUCUUAUGAUGUAAAAACUAAGAAAAGUAUAUUAUUUAUUUUGACAUUUGUUUUUAUAUGGUUUUCCUCUCACAAAUUAACGCUUUAACUACCCGCAUAUUAUAUCUAUAGUAUGUAAAGGCAAAGGUGAAGCUUCUUGCUUAUUUUAUGCUUUAGGUUGAAUGGAAAGGUUUAACCGGUCCUAUACGAUUUAAGGAAGGUCGUCGGACACAAUUUAAAUUAGAUCUUGUUAAAUUGAAACAGCAUUCAAUCGUAAAAAUUGGGGAAUGGUCUCCGCAUAUGCGACUAAACAUAACAGAGCCUUCACUGUUUUUCGACACUGGCUCAAUGAAUGUGACAUUAGUUGUUAUCACAAUACUCGAAAAACCAUACGUGAUGAUGCGCUAUGGCAAAAACUAUACUGGAAAUAAUAGAUUUUAUGGAUUUUGCGUUGAUGUGUUGCGGCUGGUGGCUCGAGAUGUGGGCUUUGAUUACAUAUUAGACUUGGUACCAGAUAGAAAGUAUGGAGCCAAAGAUCCAUUAACUGGCCAAUGGAAUGGUAUGGUGGAACAGUUAAUGAAAUAUAAAGCUGAUUUGGCUGUUGGAUCCAUGACAAUAACAUAUGCACGCGAAAGUGUCAUUGACUUCACAAAACCCUUUAUGAACCUUGGGAUAAGUAUAUUAUUUAAGGUACCAUCCACGCCGUCAACGAAACUAUUUUCUUUUAUGAAUCCUUUAGCUUUCGACGUGUGGCUAUAUGUAUUAACAGCAUACUUUUGCGUCUCUAUUACCAUACAUGCAAUGGCAAAGAUUUCACCUAAAGAAAGAUCAAAUUUCAAUCGCUCUUCGAAAUAUUUCGUUAAAUAUCUGGAUAAGUUUACGUUAAGAAAUAGUUUUUGGUUUGCAGUUGGAACUUUAAUGCAACAGAGCUCUAAUUUGAAGCCACGUGCAAUUUCAGUCCGAAUAGUGAGUGCAAUUUGGUGGUUUUUCUCCCUCAUUAUCAUCGCUUCAUAUACGGCGAAUUUGGCCGCAUUUCUAACUGUUGAACGAAUGACAACACCUAUUGAAAAUGCCGAAGAUUUGUCUAGCCAAACUGAAAUAUCUUAUGGCACUCUCGAAAGUGGCUCAACUAUGACUUUUUUCCGCGAUUCAUUGAUUGAGACAUAUCGCAAAAUGUGGCGCAACAUGGAAAACAAAAAAAAACACAGCACAUUCACAAGUACCUACGAAGAAGGCAUUAAACGUGUCAAGGAAAGUAAUUACGCAUUCUUAAUGGAAUCUACAAUGCUAGAUUAUGUCGUGCAACGCGAUUGCAAUCUUACUCAAAUCGGCGGGUUACUUGAUACAAAAGGUUACGGUAUUGCAACACCAAAAGGCUCACCUUGGCGUGACAAAAUAUCCUUGGCAAUUUUGGAACUACAAGAGAAGGGUGAUAUACAAAUGUUGUAUGAUAAAUGGUGGAAAAAUGUUGGAGAAACCUGUUUCCCUAGAAGUAACACUAAGCAGUCUAAGGCAAAUGCUCUCGGUUUCGAUAACAUUGGCAAGUACUUUAUAACUUUACCAUACUAUAGGCGCUAG